AUGCCGCAGAUGCAGCCGUACAUCGAUGAGCUCCGGCGUCGCUUUAAAAGCGUGACGGUCCUCCACCAGACAGCCUCGGAUACAUUUCUGCAGGUGGAGCACGUCGUCCCUGAGCGUGGCUACACCGAAGUGCUCUGCGUGGCGUUGGACGCCAAGUUUCCCCGUGUGCCCCCUAUCGUGACGUACUUUGACGGCCGGGCGAUCUCCAUAGCCUCCUCUGACGGCUCCACCAACGGCGGGUGGGAUUCGUCGACGUCAAAGCUGGCCGACGCCGUUGGGAACGCCUUUGCCAACCUGGCAAGCCUGUGGGGGAGCGUGGCGCCCCCGUCCAUGGAGUCGCUUAUCGCUCAGCUGGGCUUGCUCUCGGACUCCAUGCUGCAGGACAUUGUAUCGAAUCCGAACUGCCUAGAGUCUUACGCUUAUCAACUGCCAUUUUUCAAGGCUAUCCGCGACGCUGGUGGGCAAACGAUAGAUGAAAUUGAGCGAGUGGCAAACGAAAACUUGAAGCUGCAGCCUGUGCUUGAUCAGCUGCGGGCUGACGUGGAGGAGCUGCAACGAUCACUUGAGCAAAACGUGCAGUCCGUGCAGAAGGUGUUGCAAUCGACACCUCUGCUGAAUUCCAUUAGCUCACCAGAGAAUCUAGCGAAGGCGCUUGCUGCAGACGUGAAGGCCCUUGACGCACAGGGUGAGGAGAUUGCCAGGAGGUUGUUGCAGGUGGAUUAUGCCACGGACCGGCGUCGCUUUGACGACCUUCUGGAGGAGUACCGACAAAAAGCGAAGGAGCGCCACGUCAUGGAUCUCAAGCGGCGGGCCUAUUGUGCCUCGCUGACAUGA
Trypanosoma rangeli is the source of this 834-nucleotide messenger RNA. RefSeq lists its product as uncharacterized. NCBI's taxonomy places the organism in Eukaryota, Euglenozoa, Kinetoplastea, Trypanosomatida, Trypanosomatidae. Bases 1 to 834 code for a protein of 277 amino acids. The record is from RefSeq and is a predicted model, not a curated record. The transcript has a single exon. Gene Ontology annotation, cellular component: ESCRT I complex. Gene Ontology annotation, biological process: protein targeting to membrane; ubiquitin-dependent protein catabolic process via the multivesicular body sorting pathway; protein targeting to vacuole.